Aspergillus aculeatinus CBS 121060 is the source of this 1939-nucleotide messenger RNA. Its product is annotated as MFS general substrate transporter. NCBI's taxonomy places the organism in Eukaryota, Fungi, Ascomycota, Eurotiomycetes, Eurotiales, Aspergillaceae. The coding region runs from base 28 to 1812 and encodes 594 amino acids. Gene Ontology annotation, molecular function: transmembrane transporter activity. The transcript has 3 exons. The record is from RefSeq and is a predicted model, not a curated record. Gene Ontology annotation, biological process: transmembrane transport.
CUCCCCCCCACCCCGCAACCCCUCACCAUGGGUAUUGUUACCGACCGCCUCCGUGGUCGCAAAACCAACCAUGUCGUCGAGGACUUGGGCCCCGUCGAUGAUCAUGCUUCCCAGGAGACUCCCUCCGAGGAACUGGCGCGUGCCGAGAAGGAGGCCCAAGAACACCCCCAGGAGGUUACUCGAGAUGCCCCCAUCGGUGUCAAGAAGGCCGAGGCUGCCGCUCUUGUUUGGACUAAGAAGGCUAUCAUCAUCACUUACGCCUGGAUCUGGGUGUGUUAUUUCAUGUUGGCUCUGCACGAGUACAUCGGCAGCAAUGUCCUCUACUACGCCUACUCCAACUUCCAGAGCGCAUCCCAGGUGACCACCGCCUACAUCCUGGCGACGAUCAUCGGUGGUGUGUUGAAGUUGCCGAUCGGAAAACUGCUCGGACUGUGGGGACGUGCCGAGGGUCUUAUGGUGUUUCUGGCUGUCUACAUCGUGGGGAUGAUCAUUCUCGCCGCGUGUAAUGGCCCCAACAGCUUUGCGGCUGGCUAUGUGUUCUACUGGAUUGGGUACGAUGCCAUCUACCUGAUCCUCGAGAUCUACAUCGCCGAUACUUCGGGUCUCCGCAACCGUGCUUUCGCCUUCGCCUUCUCGACCACUCCGUUCAUCUGCUGCGCCUUUACCGGUUCUUUGGCGGCCAACUCGUUUGUGAAGACCUCCGGCUGGCGGUGGGCGUACGGUGCCUUUGCCAUCGUGCAGCCCUUUGUCUUUGCCCCGUUGAUCUAUAUCUUCAAGUACUACGAGCGCAAGGCGUACAAGCAGGGACUGUUGACCCGCGAGUCCAGCGGUCGCACCACCCUGCAAACGAUCGUCCACUACGUACAUGAAUUCGAUGUGAUCGGCGCGCUUAUCCUGAUGGCGGCCUUCGUCCUCUUCCUGCUGCCGUUCAGCCUGGCCAGCUAUGGGCGAACCGAGUACCACAAUGCCGCCUUCAUCGCCGAAGUAGUGGUCGGAUUCUGCCUGUUCUUCGUCUUCGCGGCGUGGGAGAAAUGGGGGGCGCGGGUGCACUUCAUUCCUUACGAGCACCUGCGCGACCGCACCGUGAUCGGCGCAUGCAUGCUGGCCACUGUCCUCUACUUCAGCUUCUAUUUGUGGGACAGCUACUUCUAUUACUUUCUCAUGGUGGUGUACGACCUCAGCAUCACGCACACCGGCUACAUGACCUCGAUCUACACCGUGGGCUCCUGCCUCUGGUCGCCUGUGUUCGGGCUGUGGAUCCGCACCACCAAGGAAUUCAAGUACUCGACCCUGUUCUUCGCGGUGCCGCUGAUGAUUCUGGGCGCGGGCCUGAUGAUCCACUUCCGCGGCCAAGAUGCGGAUAUUGGCUACAUCAUCAUGUGCCAGAUCUUCAUCGCCUUUUCCGGCGGAAUGAUGGUCAUCAGCUUCCAGAUGGCGGUGAUGUGCGCCUCCUCGCGCGAGAAUAUCCCCAUCAUGCUGUCCAUCGUCAGUCUCUUCACCAGCAUCGGCGGUGCCAUUGGCGCGGCCGUCUCCGCUUCGAUCUACAGCAACACCUUCCGGGAUGGUCUGAAGAGUGCCCUUCCUGCCAGUGCUCAAGCCGACCUGGAGACGCUGAUUGCCGGUGGGUACCUGACGCAGAUGAAGUACGCUCCUGGCACGGAGGUGCGCGAUGCCAUCAACUACGCCUGGGGCUACAUGGAGAAGUACCAGGCGAUCGCGGCCACGGCGAUCUUGGUGUUGGCCUUCCCGUCUGUCAUCAUGUGGAGGCACUACAAUGUCGAUAAGAAGCAGAACAAGGGAACGAUGCUGUGAGCUGCUUAUUUGCUAUGCUGAGGGGAGUGGGCUUGCGGGCGGGGGGGCUGACUGGUGUUUACGAUAAUGUCUUUUUAAUACCCUAAUAUGCUGGAUGGUUCGAAAAGUUCCGAUGUUUCUGUUGCGG